CCCGCGUACUUUCCCCUAAAUUUUUAUAAUACCAAGUAUAAUUAAAAGAAACUCAGAUCAUGGGUGAAUAAAUAAUAUACUCAAAAUAUAAAAGAAAAUAAAAAGUUGCCAAAAUAAAAUAAAAACUAAGUUGUCGAAACAUCAUCCCCGAACGGUGAUGGUCAAUGACGACAAGGACGACAAGGAGGACAAGGAGGAGGAAAAAGAGGGGGACAAGGAUGACGGCGAUGUCGAAGAGGGUGUCGUGGCGGUGGACAAGAAGGAGAAGGACAACGAUGACGAGGAGGACAAUGAGGUGGAAGAAGAAGAGGAGGGGGACGAGGAGACGAGGGAGGAGGAAGAUGAGGACAACAAGGAUGAGGAGGAAGAAAAAAAGGAGGAGGAGAAAAAGGAUGGGAAAGCGGAAGAACAAGAGGAAAAGGAGGAGGACGAUGAUGACGACGACGAGGACAACAAGGUAGAAGAAGAGGAGGAGGAGGAGGAGGAAGAGGAUGGGACGAAGACGAGAGGAUGAAGAGAAAGACGAGGAGAAGGAGGAGGAGGAUGGGGAAGAGGAAAAAGAAGGGGAGGAGGAGGAGGAGGAGAAGGAGGAGGAGGAGGAGGAGGACGGGAAAGAGAAGGAGAAAGAAGAGGAGGAGGACUAAGAAAAGGAGGAGGAGGAGGAAGAGAGAGGAGGAGGAAGAAGAGGAGGAGGAGGUGGAGGAGGAAGAAGAAGUGAAAGAGAUGGAGGAGGAUGAGGAGAAAAAGGAGGAAGAAGAAGAGGAGGACAAGGAGGAGGAGAGAAAGGACCGGGACUAUGAGGACGACGAGGAGGGAGAGGAUCCCAUACAGGAGGCGGAGGACGACGACGACGACGACAAGGACGAGGAGAAGGAAUAAAAGGAGGAGGAGAAAAAAAAGAGGAUCUAGAGGAGGACAACAUGAAAAACAGAAGGUGGAAGAGGAGAAACAGAAGGAGGAGGAGGAGGUGGAGAACAAAAGGAAGGAAACUCA
This is a messenger RNA of Chara braunii, 993 nucleotides long. The record is from the annotation of a GenBank genome assembly. NCBI's taxonomy places the organism in Eukaryota, Viridiplantae, Streptophyta, Charophyceae, Charales, Characeae.